Molecule: messenger RNA, 1332 nt
Organism: Cutaneotrichosporon cavernicola
Lineage: Eukaryota; Fungi; Basidiomycota; Tremellomycetes; Trichosporonales; Trichosporonaceae
Gene: SQT1
Exons: 4
Coding region: 1-1332 (443 amino acids)
Molecular function (GO): protein binding
Source: RefSeq, a predicted model, not a curated record
AUGCAAGCCGAGCGCGAGAACGACAACCCGACAGUCGAAGACGAGGUGAUCCAGGACGAGGAGAUUGCCGAAAUCGUCGACGAUGACGGUAUGGGCGAGCCGAUGGACGACGACGACAUGGAUGAGGACGAGACGAUGGAGCUUGGCGAGGAGGAGUUGGGGGACAACUCGAUCGGUUCUAGCUCCGUUCACGAGGCGCAAAAGUCGGUCUUUGCGCUGCACGCGCACCCGGCGUUCCCGAACCCUCCUCUCGCCGUGAGUGGUGGAGAGGACGACUUGGCGUACAUCUUCGCCCCGCUGCCUGAGGAGAGCGGGGCAGCGAUCAACGGCGACAACUGGGCCCCGAUCAAGCUGGACGGGCACUCUGACUCGGUAGUGGCCGUUGAGUUUAGCCACGAUGGCGAGAUGGUCGCCACGGCAGGCAUGGACGGCAAGGUCCGCGUGUGGAAGCGCACCUCGUCGGGAGAGGACUUCACGGGCUGGGCGCCUCUUGCUGAGCUCGACGCCGGCAGCGAGGUUCAGUGGCUCCACUGGCACCCGAGGGGACCUGUUGUCGCGGCCGGAUGCGAGGACAGCAACGUGUGGUUGUGGCAGCUUCCUUCGGGAGACGUCAUGACCGUUCUGACGGGCCACACUAUGCCUGUGACGGCGGGCGUGUUCCCACCCCCUCUGGGCCGACAGCUACUCACCACGUCUCUCGACAGCACGCUUAUUCUGUGGAACCCCUCGGCUUCCGCGCCCAUGUUCAAGCUCGGCGUGUUCCACUCCUCCACUGAGAUGGCCGACCCUGCCGAGCACGGUAUCACUGCCCUCGCUGUGUCUCCUAACGGCUCGUUGGCGGCUGUGGGGAGCGCGAGCGGUAAGGUCAAGCUCGUUAGCCUGCCCAAGGGCGAGAUUGUCGGUUCGCUCGAGGGACACACGGAGGGCGAGAGUAUCGAAGCCCUUGCGUUCGUGGACGUGCUGGGUGGUGCGGGCGGUGGUAAGGGCGUGGUCCUUGUCUCGGGGGGGACGGACGGCAAGGGCUUCGUGUGGGACUGCGCAACUGGGCGUGUGCGUGCCGAGCUGCAGCACGACGAACCCAUCACGUCGCUCGCAGUACACCCCGCGCCCAACGUGCACCUUGUGACAUCAGGUUCAGCCGACCGGACGCUCAAGACGUGGGACGUGCGCAACGGCUCCCUCAUCGGGCACCACAAGGGGCACGCGGGUGUGAUCAACGGCGUGGUGGUCACCCCGGCACUGGCAGGCGAGCCUUCGCCCGCCGGUUUGCCCGCAUCGCAGCUCAUUAUGAGCGCUGGCGACGAGGGAGUGAGUCUCAUGUGGCGCGUGUAG